This is a messenger RNA of Talaromyces proteolyticus, 1454 nucleotides long. RefSeq lists its product as uncharacterized. Lineage: Eukaryota; Fungi; Ascomycota; Eurotiomycetes; Eurotiales; Trichocomaceae. The record is from RefSeq and is a predicted model, not a curated record. The transcript has a single exon. Bases 257 to 1288 code for a protein of 343 amino acids.
CAAUAGGCCAAGGUUUCCAUUUCCUUUUCUCUGCGUUGCGUCAUUUCCCUUGUUCUCAGGCGCCUUUGAUGUAAUCCCAGCGAAUGAUAGAGUGCCAAAUCCUGUUACUAAAAUGACCCGAUGGUUUCUAUUGGCUGUGUAUAUGUCUCGAUUAGAAUAACAAACAGACAAUACGUCAUACUCCAUCGCGGACCGCCCCCGCAGCAUUGAAUACAGCGGCCAAUCACAGCGCGCUUGGCCAUUCCAGAAUCUCGAGAUGAGCUUCAAAGUGGCCUACGUCAUACAUCCUGGGGCUUAUAAGGACUUUCGAUUCUCUAGAUCGAUCUUGCGUUCCUAUUCACAGACAAACCACACAACAUACUAUCGUAUCUUCAAAGUCACAUUCCGAGGACAAGCACAUCAUACUCCAUCACCACCCAAGAUGAGUUUUAACGAUACCAACUUCCAGAACGAACACGAGACUGGCGGUACCACUGGCAACAUUCCUGGUACCUUUGAUCGCUCGAAUGAUGCCUCUGCCGGCCGCAGUUUCAACCAAGUUGACAAUCUCACCAGUGACCGUACCCAGGGUUCCUACAACAGUGGCUUUGGUAGCAAUGAUCGAGCCGGAAAUUUAUCUAAUGACCGCACUGGAGGAUCAUAUGAGGGUGGAUUGAACAACAGAAACACUAAUACUGCCGGUGGAUUCACUGAUGGCCGUGCUGAUGGCUCCUUCGGCAGGGGCAACAAUGAUAACUUCUCCCGUGAUACCAACACCGCGACCUCGGGUUUCAGUGAUCGCGAGAGCAACCUCCAAAGCAACAACCUCCAAAGCACCACUGAUAAAGGCCGUGGAGGCAGUAUUACGGAUGGCCCGAGUGUCGAGCCUCGUGAAGCCACGGCGGGUCAUGCUGGUGUGAUGGGAGCAACCUUUGGUGCAGAUCAUACUUCUACUUCGACUUUCGAGAAGUCGCAAGGCAGAAGAUAUGGCGAGGGCUUUGACCAGAGUGGAAACAAGUUUGAGCAGGAACUAGGCGGCCAGGGUCGAGAUGGGCACCACCGUCGCGAGAAUGAGACUGAGAGAGGUGCUGCUGCCGGGGGCAGUGGCUACGACAAUGCCGACCGCCAAGAAUAUGGCAACCGAAGUGACAAUACUACCGAUACUAUCGCAUCUGGAGAGACCGGUAGCAGCAAUAACAGCCACGAAUCCGGUAAAUCCUCUGAUCAUAGUCAUAAAGAGGGACUGGGACAGAAGUUCAAGGAGAAGGCAGAAAGUAAGUUCUUCCAUUAUAGAAAACUGGUUUUAUGAGGAGCUAAUAAUUGUCACUCAGACUUGUUGGGACACCAUCACAAGAGCUAGAAGGAAGAGAGCCGCACUGGUGAUGUUUGUUAAUUCCGUUCACGAUAGGAGUGAAACCUUUCUUUUCUGAUUCCUGUAUUUUAGUGGUCAGUUAUCUUGUGUACAAACUAAGGAA